Messenger RNA from Strongyloides ratti, 882 nucleotides. Its product is annotated as Lipase EstA/Esterase EstB family-containing protein. The record is from RefSeq and is a predicted model, not a curated record. The coding region runs from base 1 to 882 and encodes 293 amino acids. Gene Ontology annotation, molecular function: lipase activity. Gene Ontology annotation, biological process: lipid catabolic process. NCBI's taxonomy places the organism in Eukaryota, Metazoa, Nematoda, Chromadorea, Rhabditida, Strongyloididae. The transcript is spliced from 4 exons.
AUGGCCCAUUCUUUAUUGCUUUUUAGUUUUUUCAUUGGUAUUAAUUACAUUAUUUUUUUAAAUGGAUUAAUAACAAAUCAUUUUUAUACUUGGUUACAGUUAAAUGGAUAUCAUGAAGAUGAUUUUCCAUCAUUAAUUUUUGGAAAUAAUGGUAGUUUUGGUGGAAAAGAUACUGAAAAAUCAAUUAUUAAAAAAAGACCUGUUAUUUUUAUCCACGGUAAUGGAGAUGGAGCAUUAGAUGAUGGUUCAUUAUUAGGAUCAGGAUGGAAUUCAAGUUUAAAUACAUUUUUAAAUAAUGGUUAUACUAUGAAAGAAUUGUAUGGAAUAACUUGGGGUGAUAGGAUUAUGGAAAAUAAUUUAAGUCGAACUUUUGAUUGUAAAUAUGUCAAAAAAAUAAGAAGAUUUAUUUUAGCAGUACUUAAAUAUACAAAAUUUAAUUCUAUUAAUAUUGUAUCUCAUUCAAUGGGAGUAACUUUAACUAGAAAAGCUAUAAAAGGAGGGGCUAUUAAAGAGAAACAUGAUGUGUGUAAUAUUGGUGAACCAAUAUCUAAAAAAAUUAAUACAUUUAACGGUUAUUGGCCUGGAAAUGAUUAUGGUUAUGAUGAAUGUGGUAUUAAAAGUAAAAAUGAAGGUAGACAAAAUAAUUAUUCUAACUUUCUUCAAAAUUUAAAUGAAGAUAAAUAUCUAGAGGGACAAUAUAUAAUAAAUAUUUUUAGUACACAAGAUGAAGUUAUCGGAAACAAUAAUAUAGUUUUCAACAAAAACACAUCAAGACUUUCAACAAUUACUGAGCAAUUUAUUAGUGAUAAAUGGAGUCAUAUUGAAACUAAGGAUAAAUCAUCUUCUUAUGUUAUUGAAAUGAUAAAAAAGUAUGAUGAUUAG